GGCCAAGAGGAGGAAGCACAAAGUCACGAACAAAAACAAUUCGUACUCUCAAAUUGAAUGCUACUCAAACAAUGGCAAAACUCCUAAGAAGUCUCCCUAUCUUAACUCUCCGCCCCAAUCUAAAACCUCCCCAUUUCUUCCCCACAACUUCCACUGUAAUCCCUUUCUCUAUUUCCUUCAUUAAAAUCAACCUUCACCCACCUUCAUCUUCUUCUUCACUUUCUAAGCGCACACACUGCAGUAGUACUGCUCCUGUUUCAGCUGUCUCACAUGUUUCAGAGCAGCAAAACUCAAUUCAACCAGCAAAAGAUACAAACUUGGAGUGGGUCAAACGCACCGCCUUAUGUGGGCAAUUGGGUGAGGAUGAUGCGGGUAAACGGGUCACUCUCUGUGGGUGGGUUGCUCUUCACCGAGUUCAUGGUAGCCUCACUUUUGUUAAUCUUAGAGAUCACUCUGGCAUUAUUCAGAUUACAACACUUCCCAGUGAAUUCCCUGAUGCACAUGCUAUGGUUAAUGGCUUGAGGUUGGAGUAUGUGAUUGCUGCUGAAGGAGUAGUACGUUUAAGGCCAAGCGAGGCUGUCAAUGAAACGAUGAAAACUGGGAUGGUGGAGGUUGCUGUAGAGCAGGUUAAAGUUUUAAAUUCUGUCAAGGUCAAAUUGCCCUUUUUGGUUACUACUGGCGAUGAUGUGAAAGACUCUGCUAAGGAAGAGAUACGUUUGAGAUACCGGUGCUUAGAUUUGCGCCGCCCUCAAAUAAGUUCAAACAUAAUGCUGCGACAUAGAGUGUUGAAACUCAUACGAAGAUAUCUGGAAGAUGUACAUGGCUUUGUGGAGAUUGAGACCCCAAUGCUUUCUAGGUCUACCCCUGAGGGUGCUCGAGAUUAUUUAGUGCCUUCAAGAGUUCAGCCAGGAAUGUUUUAUGCUUUACCCCAAAGUCCUCAGUUAUUCAAGCAAAUGCUAAUGGUCUCGGGCUUUGAUAGAUAUUAUCAAGUAGCAAGAUGCUUUCGGGAUGAGGAUCUGAGAGCUGACAGACAACCGGAGUUCACCCAACUGGAUAUGGAAUUGGCAUUUACUCCUUUGGAUGAAAUGCUGAAGCUAAAUGAAGAUUUGAUAAGGGAGGUCUUUCGGGAGAUUCAAGGUAUUGAGCUUCCCAACCCUUUUCCCAGGCUUACGUAUGCCGAAGCAAUGGAUCGAUAUGGGUCAGAUAGACCGGAUCUUCGUUUUGGUCUUGAGUUAAGAGAUGUCUCUGAUAUUUUUUCUGGGUCUACAUUCAAAGUUUUUGGAGAAGCAUUGGCUAAUGGGGGUGUGAUAAAGGCAUUGUGCAUACCCGCAGCUGCAAGUGUUUAUUCUAACACAGCACUUAAAAAGGGUGUUUUGUUUAAUGAAGCAAUAAAAUCUGGGGCGAAAGGUUUGCCCUUUCUUAAGGUCACAAGUGAUGGGGAGCUUGAAGGGAUACCUGCUUUAGCAUCAAGUUUGAAUCAACAAAAUAAAGAAAACCUGUUGAAUCUCUGCUCUGCGAGAUCUGGUGACCUUAUCUUGUUUGCCGUGGGUUUGGAGAAGUCUGUGAACAAAACCCUUGAUCGACUAAGGUUACACCUGGCGCAUGAAUUGGGUAUGGUUGAUCAUUCCAAGCAUUCAAUUCUUUGGGUGACUGAUUUCCCGAUGUUCGAGUGGAACGACGAUGAAAAGAGGCUUGAGGCUUUGCAUCAUCCAUUCACUGCUCCAAACCCUGAAGACACAGAGGAUUUAUCCUCUGCUCGAGCUUUGGCAUAUGAUAUGGUUUACAAUGGAGUAGAGAUUGGUGGAGGAAGUUUAAGAAUAUAUAAGCGCGAGGUGCAAGAAAAGGUUUUGGAAAUUGUGGGCGUCUCACCGGAACAGGCUGAAGCAAAAUUCGGCUAUCUUUUGGAGGCUUUGGACAUGGGUGCUCCUCCACAUGGAGGCAUAGCCUAUGGCGUGGACAGACUAGUAAUGCUGUUGGCUGGAGCAAAUUCCAUCAGAGAUGUGAUUGCUUUUCCAAAGACAUCCACUGCUCAGUGUGCCCUUACGCGAGCGCCAUCUGAGGUAGAUCCCCAGCAGCUCAGAGACCUCUUCAUAGCAAAAUUAUAACUAGCUAGUACCCGAUCCCAUUUUUGUUUUUUGAAACGGAGCAUGUACAUCUUACAUUGGAGAUAUUAGUCUGACUUGUUCUUUCAAUUUUUCGGUUUUGUCUUCCUUCUUUUCCCCCUUUUUCUUUGGGGAAGAGAUAGACAAGCCUCAAACCAACAUGGCUAUAAGUAGGUAUUUCUUACUAUCAAUCUUUAGCAAAAGGAUUGAGGUUGGUUGGUGAGGGACAUAAAACUUAUAUUUUACGUUAAUUCCGAAUGCAGGUAAUAAAUUAUAGUUUUUGGGA
Messenger RNA from Beta vulgaris subsp. vulgaris (sugar beet), 2388 nucleotides. Its product is annotated as aspartate--tRNA ligase, chloroplastic/mitochondrial. Lineage: Eukaryota; Viridiplantae; Streptophyta; Magnoliopsida; Caryophyllales; Amaranthaceae. Gene Ontology annotation, cellular component: cytoplasm. Gene Ontology annotation, molecular function: nucleic acid binding; ATP binding; aspartate-tRNA ligase activity. Gene Ontology annotation, biological process: aspartyl-tRNA aminoacylation. The coding region runs from base 72 to 2105 and encodes 677 amino acids. The record is from RefSeq and is a predicted model, not a curated record. The transcript is spliced from 15 exons.